Laccaria bicolor S238N-H82 is the source of this 681-nucleotide messenger RNA. RefSeq lists its product as uncharacterized. The transcript is spliced from 6 exons. The record is from RefSeq and is a predicted model, not a curated record. Bases 1 to 681 code for a protein of 226 amino acids. NCBI's taxonomy places the organism in Eukaryota, Fungi, Basidiomycota, Agaricomycetes, Agaricales, Hydnangiaceae.
AUGAGCAAUCUGUGGCCAGUAGAUUCCCUUAGGGAGCAAAAAGUUAACAGACCCGCAGCCGACGAACCCAUCACCGGUCACCAAGAACUCAAUUUGACCAUAUGCCAGGGGUUUCUCAAACCACCCUCGGAAACCCCGGGUUUCUACCAGAAAGGGGGGUUUCUGAAUAGUUUUACCCUAUCGGAUGGCCUAGUGCAAUUACUACGCUCAUCAAUCAUCCCCAAGGCAGACUUCACUCUGGCAACCGUCCCAUUUUCUAUGAUUGUCACGUCAUAUUCUACUCCGUUCCUAAAUCCCGUUUUCAACUUGAUCACACUCCAUUGCGUACCAUUGGAAAUUAUCGAGACUCAUACCUCCGACACAGCGGGCCAAACCCCCCUCUUCUGCAUCCACGACGAAGCCCAAUGCUCCACUCCACCUCCUUCCGCUCCGACUACUCCGCCACACAAGGCCCUGGCCCGCGCGAAAUCGUGCGCACAUGGCCAGGCGGUAGGGCAAGGCGUGUUGAUGGGCAUAGCUGGCACGGGCAUAUCCAAAGAUGGUCGUGGACCAGGCAAUGGCAUCUGCCAUCUUGUAGGACUCGAGGUGUCGGUGGUGAAGUAUAUCCCGAGGAGUGUUUUAGAUACGCCUGCGGAGGGGAGGUUGAUGGGGAGGGUUUCGUAUUGGCUGCGUGAUAGGUGA